AUGAAAUGUUUAGAUGAUAAUCCAGUUCUUUUUGUAAAAUUCCAAGGAGAAGCAGCAGAUCAGCACUUGGAAAUUAGUGACUUCUGCAUCAUCAUAAUGACAAAUGUUCAAAAGCAUAUGCUUUUAAAGUUUGGAUCCGAUAGCAUAUGCAUCGAUAGCACACAUGGGACUAAUGCUUACGAUUUUCAAUUAUCGACAGUUUUAGUCAUAGACGAGUUUAAUUCAGGAUUUCCUGCUGCUUUUUGCCUAAGCAAUAGAGUAAAUUUAGGUUCAAUGCAAAAAUUUUUUCAGUGUAUUAGGGACAAAGUUGGACUGCUGUCUGUAAACUGCUUUAUGAGUGAUGAUGCACCAGUAUAUUAUACUGCAUGGACAUCAGUAAUGUGUGAUGCCAAAUUUAGGAUUCUAUGCACCUGGCACGUUAAAAAGGCAUGGCUGCAAGCAGCAAAUUCAAUUAUCCCCUCAAAGCGAAAGGAAGUUUUGAAAUUUUUAAAUGUAGUAUCUGAAUGUCAUGAUAUAAAAGAAUUUGAAGCACUGAUAUCUGAUUUCCUCAGCAAACUCUUUGCUGAUAGAGAUACAGACAAGUUUGCUAAUUAUUUUGCUUCAAAUUAUGCAAACAGAUGUGAGUUGUGGGCUAAAUGUUAUAGAAAAAGAUGUAACAUCACAACUAACAAUCAUCUUGAAGCACUGCAUCGAGUUUUAAAAUAUUCUUAUCUUGAUGGAUUGAAAAACAAGAGGGUUGAUAGGUGCAUUGCGAAGCUUAUUAAUAUGGUGCAAGAUAAAUGGUUCCAGAGAUUUAUCAAAACAACAAAAGGGCCAAACACAUCAAAGAUCAACCAAACAAAUUUACGACACAACAGAGCAAUAAAUUUUCCAGCUAAUAAUAUCACAGAAAUCAAUGAGUUUUCUUGGCAUGUGAUUUCAGAAAGUGACCCUACUCUUGAAUAUACUGUUACUCAAAUACAUACACAAUGCAUUAAUUGUAACAUUGUUUGUAAAUGGUGCAAAAUUUGUAACGAUGCAUUUGUAUGCACAUGCACAGAUGCCACGAUUAAAGGAAGUGUCUGUAAACAUAUACAUGCAAUAAUUUUAAAGACAAGAUUACCUAAUAGAGAACAGUCCAGCUAA
Stegodyphus dumicola is the source of this 1125-nucleotide messenger RNA. RefSeq lists its product as uncharacterized. The record is from RefSeq and is a predicted model, not a curated record. Lineage: Eukaryota; Metazoa; Arthropoda; Arachnida; Araneae; Eresidae.